AUGGCUCUCAAGCGCAUUAACAAGGAACUCACUGACCUCGGCCGUGACCCGCCCUCUUCCUGCUCCGCCGGUCCCGUCGGCGAGGAUCUGGGUGACUCCCCAUACUCCGGAGGUGUCUUCUUCCUUGCCAUCCACUUCCCCACCGACUACCCCUUCAAGCCUCCCAAAGUCAACUUCACCACCCGGAUCUACCACCCCAACAUCAACUCCAACGGCAGCAUUUGUCUGGACAUCCUGAGGGAUCAAUGGAGCCCAGCUCUCACAAUCUCCAAGGUCCUCCUCUCCAUCUGCUCCAUGCUCACAGACCCCAACCCGGACGAUCCCCUCGUGCCCGAAAUCGCGCACGUCUACAAGUCCGAUCCGCCCCGCUACGAGGCCACUGCCCGCGAGUGGACCCGCAAGUACGCUAUCUGA
Messenger RNA from Penicillium brevicompactum, 414 nucleotides. Its product is annotated as putative ubiquitin conjugating enzyme (UbcD). Gene Ontology annotation, molecular function: ubiquitin conjugating enzyme activity. The record is from RefSeq and is a predicted model, not a curated record. The transcript is spliced from 4 exons. Gene Ontology annotation, biological process: ubiquitin-dependent protein catabolic process; protein polyubiquitination. NCBI's taxonomy places the organism in Eukaryota, Fungi, Ascomycota, Eurotiomycetes, Eurotiales, Aspergillaceae. Bases 1 to 414 code for a protein of 137 amino acids. Gene Ontology annotation, cellular component: nucleus.